AUGGCGCUGCUGGCGACGCUUCUAGCGGUGAGCGGGCUGCUGGGCUUCACGUGGUGGCUGCUGGCCCACUACAAAGACGCCAAAGUGCCGACGGUGGUGCACGCCGCCGUGUUCACGAGCUGGGCGCUGGGCUUCCUGGGGCUGCUGCUGCUGCCGAUGGACUUGGCCACCAAUGGACUCACUGCAAGCUCCCAAUCGAUUGGCGGCACUGCAGAGGACAAAGCCAACUUUAACGAGUAUCUGACGGGCUGGAGACUGCUGUACUGGCUCACGUUCAGCAUGAGCUGGGUGGGGCUGCCGUUCCUGGUGGAGUUCAGCCAGAACGGCGAGUUCGAGCUCGAGAAGCGCGUCAUCAGCUCACUGAGGCACUUGGUCUUCCAUUGGUCGGUGCUGGCUGGCGGGCUGUUCAUCGUGGCGCUGUACUUGAUUCUGGUGGACCACUUGUCGCUCUACGGAGUACUGGGGCUGGCGAUGGCGGCUAGCAACACGUACGGACUGCUGUGGGUCAUCGCGCUGCUGGGCUACGGACUCGUGGAGAUCCCGAGGAGCUGCUGGAUGCGACGUCUGGACGGUGCACAGCUUCAGAAACUGCACUUCCAGGCGGUGCAGCUGCAGGACGAGAGGAUGGAGGCUCGCUUCGAGUAUGACGAGGUGGUUGCCGACGUCCGAGAGGCCUAUCAGCGCAUGAUGCAGGCAGAAAGCGACGCGAUUAUUCUCACAGGCGAGAUGCAGUACGUCAAGACGUGCCUGCUGAAGGUUUUGGCGCUGGUGGAGAAGAGCAAGCCUGCGUUUAGCAGUCUGGACCCUGCUAACGAGGCGAAGCGAGCCAGCAAAUCGGCCUCGUUCACUGACGUUUCCAGUAAAAUGAAGCGAGCAUUUAGCGGUAUCGGUCGAGUCUCCGCUCGUAAAGCUCCGACACUGCCGGAAGUUGUACAGCUGCACCGUCGGGUGCGCAUUGCACAACUGGAACUGCGUCGGUGUGAUCAAGCCUUCCUGGAGCUCUGUAUCAACGUGGAUGUGCUGGAAGAUCGCAAUGCGCAGCGAGCGCUUUCGGCCGGAAGUUUGUAUCCAGAGACCUCAGCGCUCAACCGCCUGCACAAUUUGUUCCUAGAUACUCGCCACCAAAUUCGUCGCUGGGUCACAUCGCCAGUAGCUAUCGCCUGCGCUGUCAUUACUGGAUUCCUCUCGCUGUGUGUGGCGUGGGGUGAACUUACUAUGGGCUGGCACGGGUCGUCGCUCUCGCUGUUUCGCUUCUUGAUCGCAGCAGAGGCAGAGGAGACGAGCAGCAGUCUACGCAGCGCAACGGAGCUCGUAUCAGCCUUGUUGCUCGUGUAUCUCGCGUUGUGCUGCUACACAAGUCUCUUCACUCUGCGAUUGCCUGGGAAAUACGCACUUCGAGCUCACGGCAACUCGACGGAGCUGUGUCUACUCAAGACGUCAAUCCACCAGUGCCGACUGCAGUUCGCAUUGGGGCAGAAUGCUCUGCUCUUACUUCGUGGUGGAGGUCUCGCUGAGGGCACAGCUUUCAGUGCGCUGUUGGCGAACACGCGGGUAGUUCACCUGUUUGGGAGGGGAUUCGCUGUCUACGCCCCUCUCGCGAUGAUCGCGCUGGCUGUGUUCACGCUGACUAACGGAUACGCUCGAGUCAUGCGCCGGAUGGGUAUUGAACAGUACGAGCAAGUGAUUCCUGGUGAUCCUUCGCACGCUGCGUCGAUUGCUGAAGGAGAGCGACUUGUGCAGCAAGGACUGGAGCGAUUCCGCGUGCUGAUCUCCCGCAAGAAGAAGAUCUACGAGACGGGAGCCGCCGGAGGUGGAGCCUACGGUUUUGCCUCGGCCGAAGCUGGUACGCAAUCACUGUUGGAUGAUGACCAGGAGAGCUCGCAAGCGGGAAUCAACGAAGCUGUUUGA
This is a messenger RNA of Phytophthora sojae, 1908 nucleotides long. RefSeq lists its product as hypothetical. Gene Ontology annotation, cellular component: membrane. The record is from RefSeq and is a predicted model, not a curated record. Lineage: Eukaryota; Oomycota; Peronosporomycetes; Peronosporales; Peronosporaceae. The coding region runs from base 1 to 1908 and encodes 635 amino acids. The transcript has a single exon.